AUGUCUUCCUCAAACGACACCGGAAUCCUAUUGGAACCCUAUUUGUCGCCUUACCAUGUCAUCAUCUAUCCUACAUUGACUCUAACUCUGAUGACGCUCAUUUACGUCUCUGAUGAACAGGCCUUGUUGACAACAGGUGUCUACAUCCCUACUUUCAUCUCUGCUGUCCACUCCCUUGUUAGUUGCCGCAAAGUGUUAGCCUCCUCGAAUAUCUAUUUCAUUGGGAGCGUGUCCUUGUUUGUCCUGGCAAUGUUAUUUACUGGCACAGAGGUUUGGGGGCUAACACGCCAAGCUGUAAUCGAGUUCGACGCUGCAAAGACAAGAGACUACGACCAGUUCCUCCAGUAUAGAAUCCAAGAUGACGUGAAGACCAUUUGGAAUGGCAUUUUGGACACAUCCCCCCCUCUUAUGAACACGCUUGCCGAUUGGAUGCUCAUUCACCGAUGUUACAUCAUGUGGAACAGGAACAAAAUUGUGCUUUAUUCCUUGGUACUCAUUGCUACAGUUUUGAACGGACUAUUUCUUUCAACCAACCUCGUCACGGCGGCGGCGUAUAACCUCCCUCAAUUCCCAACACACAUAGCGGAGAUAGCCAUUCAGAUAACUGACAACACAGUCCUUGCCAUUGCAAUAUUUCAAGUUCUUCUAGCAUUCAUGACAGGUGGCUGGAUCUGGUGGAUCAGCCGCCAAGCAAGAAAGGUGAUGGGAAGUCAUAUCAAUGCAAAGUAUUGGGCGAUUGUUGCUAUCAUCAUCGAAUCAGGCAUUCUCUACGGGUCAAGCCUCGUGAUUCAACAGAUCCUAAUGUAUGUGGAAGUGUUCCGUUUCCGGAGUUCCGUCGACUUUUCCAUAAUCUCGACGCUGAUGUCGGGACUGGCACCGACGCUCAUCAUCGCACAGGUUGCACAGAGCAAAUCUGUAGAUAAUGUCGAACAAGCUGUGUCGACGAUGGACUUCGCUGAUGGCCCCAAGAGGUCUACAGACACCGGGGGAGGGGGCCAGCCAUUGGAUAAUGGAUUAGCCCCAGUGAAAAUCGACAAAAUUGUUGGACCAUAG
Molecule: messenger RNA, 1053 nt
Organism: Marasmius oreades (fairy-ring Marasmius)
Lineage: Eukaryota; Fungi; Basidiomycota; Agaricomycetes; Agaricales; Marasmiaceae
Exons: 10
Coding region: 1-1053 (350 amino acids)
Source: RefSeq, a predicted model, not a curated record